Molecule: messenger RNA, 3631 nt
Organism: Pararge aegeria (speckled wood butterfly)
Lineage: Eukaryota; Metazoa; Arthropoda; Insecta; Lepidoptera; Nymphalidae
Gene: singed
Product: protein singed
Exons: 10
Coding region: 280-1824 (514 amino acids)
Biological process (GO): actin filament bundle assembly; cell migration; establishment or maintenance of cell polarity
Cellular component (GO): cytoplasm; actin cytoskeleton
Molecular function (GO): actin filament binding; protein-macromolecule adaptor activity
Source: RefSeq, a predicted model, not a curated record
GUCCGCCGCGAAAAGUCGUGGGGGUUACAUCGUUGUUUUGUUUGAAAAUUAGAAUUUGAAAUCGCACCGGUCCCUACUUACCCGGUAGACCAGAUUUAAACUAUUAAAAGACAAUCGUAAACGUUACAAAUAAUUAAAAUUAGACUCGAGGUGUUAAGUUAAUUUAUGUUUGUGUUAUAAUUGAAGUUAUAAGACUUUUUUUAUUGAGUGCAAGUGUUUUUUCGCGAUCUACGCGACUGCACUUCUUUGGUUGUGUGCUUGGUCAAGAGAAAAGACACAAUGAACGGUCUGAACGGUCACAGCAACGGUGACAUGAACGGCGCUGGUGACAUUAUCACCCAGAACCAGCAGCGAGGCUGGUGGACUAUCGGCCUCAUCAACUCCCGGUACCGCUACCUCACCGCGGAGACCUUCGGCUUCAAGAUCAAUGCAAACGGCACCAGCCUCAAGAAGAAACAGAUAUGGACCUUGGAGCCUGCAUCUGGGAACGCCAAUGACAGUAUGAUCUUCCUUCGCUCGCACCUGGACAAAUACCUCGCCGUGGACUCAUUCGGCAACGUCACCUGCGAGGCCGAGGAGAAGGAGCCCGGCAGCAAGUUCCAAAUCAGUGUAUCUGACGACGGAACUGGUCGGUGGGCACUGCGCAACGUGGAGAGAGGCUACUUCCUCGGAUCCAGCUCAGAUAAGCUCACGUGCACUGCCAAGGUGCCUGGCGACGCUGAACUAUGGCACGUACAUCUCGCUGCACGACCACAGGUGAACCUCCGCUCCAUCGGCCGCAAGCGUUUCGCGCACUUAUCCGAAUCAUUGGAUGAGAUCCACGUGGACGCCAACGUGCCUUGGGGCGAGGAUACGCUCUUCACCCUCGAGUUCAGAGCAGAUGAGGGUGGGAAAUACGCCCUGCACACUUGCAAUAACAAAUAUCUAAGCGCUGGAGGCAAGUUGCUGGACGCGUGCUCGGGCGAGUGCCUGUUCAGCGCGGAGUACCACGCGGGCGCGCUGGCGCUGCGCGACGGCGCGGGCGCGUACCUAGCGCCCAUCGGCUCCAAGGCGGUGCUGAAGACGCGCUCCACGGCCGUGACGCGCGACGAGCUGUUCUCGCUGGAGGACAGCCUUCCGCAGGCCGCCUUCAUCGCCGCGCUCAACGAGAAGUACGUCUCCGUCAAGCAAGGAGUGGACGUGACCGCUAACCAGGAUGAAAUCUCGUCCCACGAGACCUUCCAGCUGGAGUUCGACUGGGGCACCAAGCGCUGGUACAUCCGCACCAUGCAGGACCGCUACUGGACCCUGGAGACCGGCGGCGGCAUCCAGGCCAGCGGGGACAACAAGUCGUCCAACGCGCUGUUCGAGCUGGACUGGCAGGGCGACGGCGCGGUGGCGUUCCGCGCCAACAACGGCAAGUACCUCAUGACCAAGCGCUCCGGACACCUGUACGCCAACGCCGACGCCAUCGACGACAACUGCAAAUACUACUUCUACCUCAUCAACAGGCCGAUCCUGGUGCUGAAGUGCGACCAGGGCUUCGUGGGGCCGAAGGGCGUGCGCCUGGAGUGCAACAAGGCCAACUACGAGACCAUCCAGGUCCAGCGCGGGCCCAAGGGCGCCGUUUACUUCAAGGGUCAGAACGGCAAGUACUGGCACGCGGACAGCGAGGCGGUGACGUGCGACAGCGACAGCCCGCAGCCCUUCCACCUAGAGCUGCGCGAGCCCACGCGCCUCGCCAUCCGCGCCGCCGCGCCGCCGCUCUACCUGGCCGCGGCCAAGAACGGCAACUUCCGCCUCGCCUCGCCCGACCUGGCCGCCGCCACGCACUGGGAGUACUAACCCCGCCCCGCCCCACGCUCCGCGACUGUCACAUCCGAACUACCCCUAACCGCCCCUUACCACUCCCGGCUACCUUUCGAAAUACUCUUAAGCCACUGUAUUUUAAACUUUGUUUACUUAUCGCAGCAGCGCCAUCUGUUUACAGUGCUGGAAAACAGAAGAGCCACGUAGUUAGUUUCACGCGAUAGAAUAAGUAAACGUGCGUAGAACAUCUCGCAUUUCACACCUUGUUUUGGCACGUAUAUGCCAUGUAUUUUUUGAAAUACGGAGGGUUGUUUUGGAAUAUGUUUUUCAUACUUUUUGUAGUUUUAUCUGGUAUCGAUUGCCUUAAAUGUUUUUAUAUUGCCACUCAUUAUGUAUGUGGCCCACGUUAUUGAAACAAUAUAUUAUUGUGACGAGUGCCAAACUUUAAGUUAUUUUAUAAAAACAUACAAACUGAUACACAUUUUCAUAACAUUUUAAAACUUUGCUGUAAAUUAAGACCAACAUGCAUUCGUAUUUUCGAUAAAUCGAUACCAGAUUUUGAUAAUAUUACUUAAACUUAUUAUAAGAAAAAAGCGUUUGAGUAAUCAUCAGUGGUGAAUAAAUCUUGUUUUUUCCAUUGAAUUGUAAAAAAUAUACUGAAAACUCAAAUGAAAGUUCACAAUACUCUUCCAAAUGCAAAAUUAGCCACAUAUUCCGGCGUGUAACUUAAUUUGAAUGUAUUUCCUGAAAUUAAUAUUUGCGUGCGCGCGCUUACAGUCGACGCCAUUUUAAGCUGCCACCUUAUUGAACAAGAUGGCGCCCGAACGACCCAAACAGCCGAUUCCAGGUUGAAUCCGCUCGAAAUGGUACUUAAACAUAAAACAGGAAUGUUUGCAAUGCAGGUAGCAUUGUUCUACUACAUUUCACUAAAAAAAAAAAAAAAUGUACAGCGUCACUGCAAGCGCCGCCCGGAGCAGCAUUUAGUAUGGUUAAGGCUAUGUAUCGCACGCGGGUGCGAAUGUGAUCGUAUAAAAAUAUCGCUUGUCUAAUUAAUUAUUAUAAUCAUAGAUUAUUUUCUUAAUAUCGGUAGAUCUGCGGAAAUGAUUGCUUAAUAAGAAUUAUUUUUAUAUUUUUCAGACUCAAUUUAUCGCUUAAAAUAAUUUAUUUUUAAACUAAAUAUCGAAAUUUAAUUAAGGCAUUAUCGUAAUAUCGGAAGUUUCGAAGAAUAUUUAUUGGAUAUCGUAGCGUCUAGUCGAACAAUUUUUAACAGUUUUGUGUGAAUCCGACAAGUAGGUUAGUGAAUCAACAUCGUGAGACUGAAACCUACAUAAUUUAAAUUAACAAUAACAGUAAAUCAUUGUACCGUAAUUUAAGUUUUUAACUGGGCUAUUCGCAAUACCAGACGUGCUUCAAAACUGUCUAACAAUCUCCUUGAAAUGUAAUGAACUCCUUGCACCGUAACGAGAGUUACUGACUCAGCAGCACGCAGUCUGGCAUCAAUAAUGAAUAAGCUAAUUAAGUUAUUGUAAGUAAUAUCGGUAUAGGAUUAGGCUGAGUUUACACCGCUCCCAAAAAUGAACGUCCAUUCCACGAUUUUAAACGUAGACGAGAUUUUUUACAAUUUUUAAGACUUUUAUAAAUCUGGUGCAUACCUGAUGCGAUGGUUUGAGGUGCAAAAGUCGCUCUUGCUGUAUUUGUGUUUGGGAAGCGAGGUGUCUCGUCAGUUGUAUGAGAAUGAACAAAACGAAGAACGCACUGCGUAUAUUGUAAUGCGGAUCCUAAUGUGUGUACGAUAACGUCUUUGUAAACUAUUAAUAAAUAAAUUAUAAUCAUAUUGUAAAAA